This is a messenger RNA of Chaetomium globosum CBS 148.51, 1341 nucleotides long. RefSeq lists its product as uncharacterized. The record is from RefSeq and is a predicted model, not a curated record. The transcript is spliced from 10 exons. Gene Ontology annotation, cellular component: small-subunit processome; nucleolus. Lineage: Eukaryota; Fungi; Ascomycota; Sordariomycetes; Sordariales; Chaetomiaceae. Gene Ontology annotation, biological process: maturation of SSU-rRNA from tricistronic rRNA transcript (SSU-rRNA, 5.8S rRNA, LSU-rRNA). Bases 1 to 1341 code for a protein of 446 amino acids. Gene Ontology annotation, molecular function: protein binding.
AUGAAGAUCAAAGCCCUCAGCCGGGCAACCUCGACUCAACAAGCGCCGGGAUCCGAUGUCCAGCGCGCGCCGCGCAAUCUCGCCCCGGAAAUCCACCCCUUCGAACGAGCUCGGGAAUACCAAAGAGCCCUCAAUGCGGUCAAGCUAGAACGCAUGUUCGCCAAGCCCUUCCUCGGCCAGCUAGGGAGCGGUCAUGUUCAGGGCGUGUAUAGCAUGUGCAAGGACAAAAACUCCCUCAACUCAGUGGCUUCGGGGUCCGGCGACGGCGUCAUAAAAGUCUGGGAUCUCACGACACGCGAUGACGAGACCUGGCGUACAGCUGCGCACUCCAAUAUCGUCAAGGGCUUGACCUUCACCAACGACAAGAAGCUCCUCUCGUGCGCUACUGACGGUAUCAAGCUGUGGGACCCCUACAGCGCGUCCAAAGACACCACACCGAUUGCAACUUGGCAAGAGGGCGGGCCGUACACAUCGUUGUCCGUUCACAGAACUGGGAACGUUUUUGCCAGUUCGUCGGGCGCCGGGUGCAUCCGGGUCUGGGAUCUUGACCAGAGCACCGCCGCACAAACAUUACAGUGGCCCAACUUCACGGAUACCAUUACCGAUGUUUGCUUCAACCAAGUUGAGACAUCCGUCAUUGGCUCCGUUGCCACCGACCGCUCUCUCAUCCUCUUCGAUUUGCGGACAAACAUGCCUGUCAUCAAGACGGUGCUCCAGUUCGCGGCCAACCGUAUCGUCUUCAACCCGAUGGAAGCUAUGAACUUGGCUGUAGCGUCAGAAGACCACAACAUCUAUGUUUUCGAUGCCAGGAAUUUCAAUAGGGCGCAGAACAUCCACAAGGGCCACGUUGCGGCUGUAAUGGAUGUUGAGUUCUCCCCCACUGGCGAGGAGCUGGUUAGCGGUUCUUAUGACCGAACCAUCCGGAUCUGGCGCCGCGACCAGGGCCAGUCCCGCGACAUCUACCACACCAAGCGCAUGCAGAGGGUAUUCCGGACCAUGUGGACCAUGGACUCCAAGUACCUCCUCAGCGGAAGCGACGACGGCAACCUCCGGCUAUGGCGUGCCAACGCGUCGGAGCGCAGCGGUGUCAAGUCGACCAAGCAGCGGCAAGCGCUCGAGUACAACAGUGCGCUCAUGGAGCGGUACUCGCACAUGCCCGAGAUCAAGCGCAUCCGCCGCCACCGCCACCUGCCCAAGGUCAUCAAGAAGGCGGGCGAGAUCAAGCGCGACGAACUGGGGGCCAUCAAGCGGCGCGAGGAGAACGAGCGCAAGCACUCGGACAAGAAGUUCCAAAAGCGCGUGGGUGAGCGGGAGAAGGCGGUGUUGGUCAAGCAGCAAUAA